GCGACUUUGUUACAAGUUGGCAAAUAAAUUUAGGAUACCACGCUGGUGGAGGUCAUAGCGCAGCAAAAUGUCGCUCGCUCAAGCUUGCAGAGGAUGCUCUAAAACAACCUCCAGAGGUACCAGCUCUUCGAUACCCAUAGGACAUUUCACUGUUGAUCAUUUGUGUCCUAUCAGCAAUCUCGUUCGAGGGCCUGUCACGGCCCCAAACGGCUGCUUCAAUUCUGCUGGGGCUCCUUCGUCGCGGAGAUCCUGGCGCACGAACAUAACAUGCAACAACAGCGCGUCCCAAAAUGCUCUGACAACCGUUGAGAUUUCGGCGCGCGAGCAGGAGGCGGCGAGAACCCUAGAGCCGGCCUCAGCGGAUGUCAACGCCCCUCCUCCACCGGCGACUGACUCUUCUGCGCUACGCGCCAACAUGCAGUCUCGCUAUGAACAGGCUUACAGCAUGAGCCAGCUUUAUGCGGCCGAACGGCCCCCUCCAAUUCCGCCCAGCGAGCAUGAGCGUCGUCGCCGCGUAAAGGACAUCCAAGAAGUCGUCGAUGCGGGUCGUCGUAAGGGGCUCCAGGAGGACGUCAUCCGCAGCGGCCUGACCCAGAUGGACGCCCUGCUACCUGGAGUGCUGAGCCUGCACAGAAUGAAGCCCUCCGACUGGGCAACAGUUGCCUCCGAUGUCAACGGCGUAGCCGAGAAGGUCAUCUUGCUCAAGUCAUUGUAUCCAACUGCCGAUAUCUUUAAAAUCGUAUUUAAGAAGCCCAAGCUGCUGCUGCUAACCACCAAGAGGCUGGAGCAGGACGCCGCACAGAUUAUGCGUCUGCUCUCCUCCGCCCCCAACCCCUGCGCCAUCCUGGAGUCCACCCCCGACCUGGUGGACCCCCUCUCCCUGUCGCGCUGCCUGGCGAACCUGGCCGCCACGUUCCCGGGGCAGGACCCCGUGGGGCUGCUGCAGCGGCAUCCCGACAUACUGACGAACCUGGGCUCGGAGGCGGCGGUGGAACUAACGGCGGAGUACGGCGAGCUGAGUACCAAGGACUGA
Volvox carteri f. nagariensis is the source of this 1033-nucleotide messenger RNA. RefSeq lists its product as uncharacterized. Bases 68 to 1033 code for a protein of 321 amino acids. Lineage: Eukaryota; Viridiplantae; Chlorophyta; Chlorophyceae; Chlamydomonadales; Volvocaceae. The record is from RefSeq and is a predicted model, not a curated record. The transcript is spliced from 5 exons.